UCCUAGCAACCCUAACAAAACGCUUCCUCGGCGUUAUUGUAAUGGGAGAUCUUCUCACCAGUCUCCCAAUUAAGCACUACUCUGUCCGCGUUGGGUUUUUUUUUUUUUGCUGGUUUUUUAAUCGCUUUGCUCUUGAAUGCCUCGUGUACAAACCAUGAGAACUUUCCGUAGAAAGCAACCCACAGUGCUGACUGUAGGAUUCACCGUGAAAUCGACCAUGAAGAACUCCGUGGUUCUGGGUCCUCCUGCAGCUGGAGCUUUCAAAGAGCGUCCAGCCCGACCCACGUCUUUCCGGAAGUUCUACGAGCGUGGAGAUUUCCCCAUCGCGGUGGAGCACGAUCCCACAGGCAAUCGGAUCGCCUGGAAGGUGGAGAUCGAAAAGCUGGACUAUCACCAUUAUCUUCCACUGUUCUUUGACGGUCUGUGCGAGACAACUCACCCAUACGAGUUCUUCGCCAGGCAGGGUGUACAAGACUUGCUGGAACAUGGUGGUACCAAAAUCCUUCCAGUCAUCCCUCAGCUCAUUAUUCCCAUUAAGAAUGCUCUGAACACCAGGAACAGGCAUGUGAUCUGCUCCAUGCUGAAGGUUCUGCAGCACCUCGUCUUGUCGGGGGAGAUGAUUGGAGAAGCUCUGGUGCCAUACUACAGGCAGAUCUUGCCCAUCUUCAACAUGUUUAAGAACAUGAACAUGAACAGCGGAGAUGGCAUUGAUUACGGCCAGCAGAAGCGGGAGAACGUUGGCGAUCUCAUUCAAGAGACACUGGAGGUGUUCGAGCGUUAUGGGGGAGAGGACGCCUUCAUUAACAUCAAAUAUAUGGUGCCAACAUAUGAGUCCUGUCUCCACAACUAACACAGACACACACACAAACACUCAACUGCUAUACCCUGAGCCUUAUACUCAUACUAAUAAAUUAGUGGCCUGA
Silurus meridionalis is the source of this 923-nucleotide messenger RNA. RefSeq names its product PARK2 co-regulated (gene pacrg). The record is from RefSeq and is a predicted model, not a curated record. NCBI's taxonomy places the organism in Eukaryota, Metazoa, Chordata, Actinopteri, Siluriformes, Siluridae. The coding region runs from base 137 to 850 and encodes 237 amino acids. The transcript has 5 exons. Gene Ontology annotation, molecular function: Hsp90 protein binding; Hsp70 protein binding. Gene Ontology annotation, cellular component: vesicle; neuron projection; cytosol.